This is a messenger RNA of Stylonychia lemnae, 1035 nucleotides long. The record is from the annotation of a GenBank genome assembly. NCBI's taxonomy places the organism in Eukaryota, Ciliophora, Spirotrichea, Sporadotrichida, Oxytrichidae.
AUGUUUGGAGGAGGUGAUCAAUUUUUUGGUGGCUUUGGAGGUGGAGGUGGUGGUCCUGAAUGGAUUGAAAAGUAAGAAAUGACUAAAGUCAACUCUAGAGAACAAUUCUUUGAGUUCUUCAAUUUGAAAAAGCACAUCUUUAUUGAAUUUUACUCUCCAGGGUGUCAUUACUGCGGGACAUUUGCAAAUGAUUUCAAUAGAAUAUUCAGACAUAUGAGAGAUACCUAUGGAGAGGAUUAAGUGUUGAUAGCUUCAAUGAAUGGCUGGGAUUAUCAAGAUAUUGUGCGGUAGUUUUAGGUGCCCUACUAUCCAUACUUUGCUUAUAUUGAACCUGAAAGACCCAAUAAUGAAUAGAAAUUUAGCAGUAUCUUUUAGGCACCUCACAGAUCUUAUGAUACAGUUUUGUAAUGGAUGCUAGAAAAUGCUAAAGGUCUAGUAGAAAAAGAAAAGUAGCCUGAAUAAACAAGUGAUACAAAUAUCUCUGAGCCUGAAUAAACAGAACCAGCAACUACUACUGAACCGCCUUAUAAUAAAAUGGAAUAACUCUAUCCAUUUAGUCUAGGAGAGAAAGAUAUGCAAGUAGAUGUCUCUCAAUAAAAGAAAUUUAAUAUCUUGUUCAAAGAUAUAAAUUAGCGCGUUCAUGAUUAAAACAAAGAUUUUGCUGAAGCUUUGAGUCAGAGCUAUAAGAUGUCUACAUUAGCUAAUCAAAAUAUGUAAAACUUAAACUUUGAAAAGGCUAAGGCUGUUCUAGAGAAAUUUAGUCAAAAUAAGCCAAAUUUGAUUGGACCAUAGUCUAAUUUUAUAUACAUGAUGAUAGGGUUUAUUUUCGGCUCAGUUGGAACCUCAACAAUGCUAAUGAUCUUAAUUAGACUAAUAAAGAGGACAAAGGCAGCAAAGAAGAAUAUAUAAGUUGUAAAUAAAUCUGAGGCAGAUACUGGAGGUGAAGGAAAUAUCUUUCAAGAAAUCAUAAUCCCUUCGAAGACUCGCAAGUAAAAAGAUGGAAGCUAAAUCAUAGAUGAAGAAAAAUCAGCAUGA